AUGGGAUAUAAGAUAUAUUCUAACUCUGACUUAGUUCAAACAGUAACAUGGGCAAACUAUGAAUGGUUCGCUUUGAGAAACUCAGUACAACCACAAGCUAGAGAACAAACAGACCAGUAUGCAACUAUUGAGAAAAUAAGAAGACUUGACCCUAACGUUCCAGGAGUUUAUGUUAACCUUUCUGGACAAACUGCAGCAGCAGUAACCAAAGUAAAACUGAAACUUAGAGUUCCUUUGUCAUCUUUCCUCAUCUUCAGGUUUUUAAGAUACUUGCCAAACUGGGCAGGAAAAAUUUCUAUCGAACUUACUCCAAGCAAAAAUAACUUAGUCAUUGCACCAACACAAGACCCAUUCACUCUUACAGACGUAAAGGGAGCAAAUCAAACGUCAUUCGCCGAAUUUUGCAAAGACAAAGUUGACUUAGACUUUGGUUUCUCAAACCUCAACACUGAAGUAAACUAUUAUUUCAAUGCUGCUGGAACUGCUUGGGACCCAGUUAAGUUCACAUGCGAAAAGUUUGAAUGCAAGAGAAUAGAAAGCAGACUUGCAGUCUAUAUGUUGGACCCAGAUAUUUCAAAUGCUUUAGCUGCCAAAUAUAUUGCAGUUCCACUUAUGUUCCCUAUACACCAAAUAUCUGUCAAAGACUUUGCAGGUGAAGUUGGAAACCAAAGUGCUGACCCAGGUGCAAGAACAGAUAUUGCUUUAACAACUGCAAUGAAACAUGCAGAUACUAU
Messenger RNA from Trichomonas vaginalis G3, 734 nucleotides. Its product is annotated as protein of unknown function, DUF4106 family. The annotation marks the transcript as partial. The transcript has a single exon. NCBI's taxonomy places the organism in Eukaryota, Parabasalia, Trichomonadida, Trichomonadidae. The record is from RefSeq and is a predicted model, not a curated record.